Messenger RNA from Anastrepha obliqua, 676 nucleotides. It is a transcript of the gene Pcd, whose product is annotated as pterin-4-alpha-carbinolamine dehydratase. The record is from RefSeq and is a predicted model, not a curated record. Gene Ontology annotation, biological process: tetrahydrobiopterin biosynthetic process. The coding region runs from base 33 to 584 and encodes 183 amino acids. The transcript is spliced from 3 exons. Gene Ontology annotation, molecular function: 4-alpha-hydroxytetrahydrobiopterin dehydratase activity. Lineage: Eukaryota; Metazoa; Arthropoda; Insecta; Diptera; Tephritidae.
UCGCUACAAAAACAACUUUAGUUUGUUAAACAAUGAUUUUUUCAAGUAAAUUAUUAAGAAUUUAUAAAACAUCGAAAGUAUUCCCAAGUUUCAAGCAUGCUGGUGUACAACAACAAUUCUUAAACGGCAAGGAUAUAACCCCCGCCGUCGAUUGUUCCUACUUAAGCCGGCGAUAUCUAGUAUUAUGCACUAGUUUACCAAAGGCAGUGCGAACAGACACGUUUGGAAGUGAUAGGCAAUACUCCACAGUAAUUACGCAGAAUCCUAUACCAACGAAGAAAAAAAUGGCAAAAUUAACAGAACAAGAACGAUCUGAACAUCUUCAACCCUUUCUGGAUGCUGGCUGGUCACUGGUAGAUGGAGGUGAUGCCACGUACAAAGAGUAUUUGUUCAAAGAUUUUAAUGAAGCUUUUAGUUUUAUGACUGGGGUAGCAAUGGUUGCCGAAAAACGGAACCACCACCCAGAAUGGAGUAAUGUGUAUAAUAAAGUGCAAGUGAAAAUGUCUACACAUGACGCUGGUGGCCUUACUAUGAAAGACAUCUCGAUGAUGAAAUAUAUGGAGGCACGGGCCAAAUGCUUCUAGAUUAUAUUUGCAUAUUCGAUUUUGUAUUGUUGGAUUUUGUUAGUCAUUUAAAGUUGUAAAAUAAAUCAUUUAUCUGAGGAUAAAACAUUUAA